Peromyscus californicus insignis is the source of this 2619-nucleotide messenger RNA. RefSeq names its product PIK3R3 upstream open reading frame (gene P3r3urf). The record is from RefSeq and is a predicted model, not a curated record. Bases 1023 to 1259 code for a protein of 78 amino acids. The transcript is spliced from 2 exons. NCBI's taxonomy places the organism in Eukaryota, Metazoa, Chordata, Mammalia, Rodentia, Cricetidae.
GAACUCACCUAGUCACCACAUUCAUCUGUAACUACAAGACCAAUUCUUGUGUCACUUUCACAAUUAUUUACAGAGGGAAAAAGUUCUGAGUGCUUGACACACAUUUCCAGCUCAGGUGUGUUAAACAGGAGGACCCUCUGCCCUCAGAAAUAUGUUUCAGCUCUUACAAGCCAAUGUUUGUCCAGCAGUCUAAUUACUACCAAUAAUUUUUACUCAAAUGUUUUAGUUUUGGUUUUUUUGUGUGUGUUGCUGUUGAUGAUUAUUAUGUCAUUAAUAGUGUUGCUGGCCCAAGUAGCCCCAGUGGUGCUGAAGAACUAUAAUCUAGUAUUUCUAAGCAUAAGAAAGUUGUGAUAUACUUUAGAGGAUAUGUAUGUGUUAGAUACUCGGCCUCCUUUUUUUGCUUCUGUUUUUUGAAACAGGGUUUCUCUGUGUAGCCCUAACUAUAGACCAGACUGGUCUCACACUCAGAGAUCUGCCUGCCUCUGCCUUCCAGGAUUAAAGGUGUGUACCACCAUACUCAGCUUUGUUAGCUAACCUUGAUUCAGACAGUUAUAUUAUGCAGCUUCAGUAUUUGUUAAGUCAAUGUUUAUGAUGACUUUGUAAACCUUCAACUAAAUGGGAAGAGUGAGAAUUAACUUCUAUAAAUAAGAUUAAUAGUAGAAUCUCCUCAUAGGGCUGUGGUGGGAUUCAAUGAAAUCAUGUUUGUGAAGUACUAAGCUUAGUGUCUGGCACACAGUAGGUGCUCAAUAAAUACUGUUAGUAUUGUUAAUGUGGAUAAAUAAAAAUAACCAAGUGAUUCCCCCCCUACCCCCACCAGAGUUCAUUUCCCCAAAGGACCAAGCUGUGGUUGUCUGGCUCUCAGGCUAGACUCCACGAAGAGGAUUGUGAGGAAGUCUGAUCUAUGUCUGGGUGGAGGCUGGGCCAAACCUGUAACAAAGAGGACCACCCUUAGGCGGGCUCCUUAUGUCAUAGAGAUCUCAGUUGUCCUGGCCAGCAGAACCCCUCAGAAGCUCUUUGCAGUCAUGGGGCCCCCUCAGCUUGUCCGUGCCCCUCGGCCUCGGGGCAUGAGUUCUCCCUACCCAAGGCCAGGUAUAGGUGGGCCCCGGAGCCGGUGUCCCAGGAUGUUCAAGUGUAGCCGCAGAACAUACCGGCAGAAACCCCAAGCCCCAGCUGCCACCAACCUUGCCACUAUGACAACAAACAUCAGUGACACCAACAAUACUACCACCAGUGUGUGGAUCCUCUCACCACAAGGUUAGUGGGGGAGUGUGGGGUGGGGAAUCUGUGACUCGAGGUGGGGGUUUGAAAAGUAAAAGUGUUCUCCUGUUCUGCUUAUGUGCUCUAAGGGACAGUUUGUGGAAUUCCAUCCCAAGGCUAUGGCGGGGUCUUGAAGGCACAGAUCACCAAAUGCUGAGAGCCUUAAUGAAAAAUGGCAAGACUGAAGUGGAGGACUUGAGGGCGAUGGAUGAGCUGUGGGGUGUUCACACAUGCCUAUUGUCUUUGUGUGCGUGCAUGUACACAUGCAUACAUGUGUGUAUGCAUGCAGUGUAGGCCAAAGGACAACCUUGGAUGUCAUGCACCUUUUCUGGAGACAGGGCUUCUCACCAGCCUGGAAUUUGUCAAGUAGGCUAGGCCGGCUGACCAUCCGACAGGAGGCAUCCAUGUGUCUCUCUGCCUCCCCAGUGCUGGGAUUAUCAGCAUGUACCACCACUUGAAGCCUUUUGACCUGAAUUCUGGGAUCGACCUCAGGAGCUAAUAGGACCAGGGCUUCACUGAGUUGUCUCCCCCAGCCCCUAGCCUCCACAAAUACUUCUUUUUUUUUUUUUAAUCUUCCCUCUCUUUUCUCUCUCCAGUUCUCAGACACCUCUGUCAACCUGGGGGCUUUCUGAUCCUCUAGAAAUGCCCAGAAGCUUGUCUUGCACUGGACCUGCUCCUCCAGAGGGCAGUCAGCGGUGAACAACAAAUACAAUCAUUCUGCUUAAGCUGUCUUACCCCACUCUGAAGUGUUCCAACCAUGCAGGACAUGAGGAUAGGGUCGGGGCUGGAUAUUCUUAGGGAUGAACUUUAGGGACAGCACCCGUGAACCACAGUUAGACAGUGGGAGGACAGGACAAGGUCAGCCAGACAAACCCAUCUUUGUUCUGAGCAUUUUGAUCUGCCCUGUGAGGUAAGGGGCUCUCCUGCCUCACACUCCCAUGGGCACAAGGCAUCUUGGAAAGAACAAGCAAGCACAGAUAAGAGAGAGACCGGAUGAAAAGACAGAACCCCACAAGUGCUCUAGUAUGAGGAGUCUUCUGGGAUUGAACUCAGGAUGCCAGGCUUCACAGCAAGUGUCUUUACCAGCUAGAUUAUCUCACUAGCCCUCAUAUCAUGCUGCUGCUGCUGCUGCUGAUGCUGAUGAUGCUGAUGAUGUUUUUGAGACAGGGUUUCUCUGUGUAGCCCUAGCUGUCCUGGAACUCACUCUGUAGACCAGGCUGGUCUCCAACUCACAGAGAUCCGCCUGCCUCUGCCUCCUGAGUGCUGGGAUUAAAGGCAUGCGCCACCACUGCCCACCUGGAAGCCAUGAUCUCUAAGGAAAAAAAUUGUUUUUGAGACAGGAUCUCUCUAUAUAUAUAGCCC